UUUUUUUUUUUUUUGCGGAGCUCGCGUGGGGGCGGGGUUGCGGCCGGGGAGGCGGGUCCUAACGGCUGCCGCGGCGGUUCGAACUCGGCGCCUCAGAGGUUCGCUGGUUCUCCUCUUCGAGAGUCCGAGGCUUCCACUUCGUGGGCUGCGAGAGUGUCCCAGGCUUCCGAGCGCAGAGGAGCCACGCGGUGCGCCGUGGUCUGGGGGCGCUAACCCUGGCUGCGACCUGGGUGGCAGAUGGAGGACCUCUUUCUUGAAAUAAAAUACUGUAUAAAGCCAUGUACUCUUUCUCAAGCGGAAAAUCCUGUCACGGGAUUUUUAUAGAGUGUAAAGUGCUUGUCCUUCACUCGAUGAGUGUGCGUGUGUCCACCUAGAACGCAUUUUUUUACACUAGACUUGAAGAUACCGUUGUCAGGGCCGCCCUAUAGGAAAUGGAAUCUAGUUCAUCAGACUACUAUACUAAAGAUGACAAUGAGGAGGAAAGUUUGCUCGCAAACGUUGCUUCACUAAGACACGAACUGAAAAUAACAGAAUGGAGUUUGCACAAUUUAGGGGAAGAAUUAUCCAGUGUUAGUCCAAGUGACUAUUCUGAUUAUGUCUGCAAUCCUUCAAGAUCUGAAAGGCUUAUUUUGGAAGAACUCACUCAACCUAGCCACCUGGGAUGUUUGAUUUACCCACCUUAUAAGAAAGUUUGUAAAACAUCUGAUAGGUCUGAUUAUCAACAAAAACCAGGAGAUAAGGUGCCUUUUUCAUCUGUUACUAUGGAUCAAGAGGUUAAAAACCUCCGAGAGAAACUUCAUAAACUUAGGCAACAAAAUGCCUAUUUGGUCACACAGAAUCAUUCUUUAAUGACUAAAAUAGAAUCUGUCCACUUUGAAUUGACACACUCAAAAACAAAAAUUGCUAUGCUUGAGUCUACACAAGAGCAGGCAGCCAACAUUCCAAUCUUAGAAGAACAGAUUAUAAAUUUGGAAGCAGAAGUUUCAGCUCAAGAUAAAGUUUUGAGAGAAGCAGAAGAUAAAUUAGAGCAGAGUCAGAAAAUGGUGAUUGAAAAGGAACACAGUUUACAAGAAGCCAAAGAAGAAUGUAUAAAAUUGAAAGUGGACUUACUUGAACAGAGUAAACAAGGAAAAAGAGCUGAACGACAAAGGAAUGAAGCACUAUAUAAUGCAGAAGAGCUGAGUAAAGCUUUCCAGCUGUACAAAGAAAAAGUGGCUGAAAAACUGGAAAAGGUUCAAGUUGAAGAAGAAAUAUUAGAGAGAAAUCUUUGUAACUGUGAAAAGGAAAAUAAAAGACUUCAAGAAAAGUGUAAUCUGUAUAAAAGUGAACUUGAAAUUUUGAAAGAGAAAUUCAGGGAGUUAAAAGAAGACCAUUACAGUGGAAAAGAAAAAUUAAGGAUUAUGGCAAUGAAAAACUCAGAAGUCAUGUCACAGUUAACUGAAUCUAGACAAUGUAUUCUGAAGCUAGAGAGUGAGUUAGAGGACAAAGACGAAAUAUUACGAGAAAAGUUUUCUUUAAUAAAUGAAAAUCGAGAAUUGAAGGUUCGUGUUGCAACACAGAAUGAACGACUAGAGUUAUGUCAGCAGGAUAUUGAUAAUUCAAGGGUGGAACUGAGGAGUUUAGAAAAACUGAUAUCCCAGAUGCCAUUAAAAAGAGAAAUAGUUGGCUUUAAGUCCUCUCUUUCUAAGCACCAGAUGAAUAGUGUUUCUAAUAAGGACAAAUGCAUUGGCUGCUGUGAGGCAAAUAAGUUGGUGAUUUCUGAAUUGAGGAUUAAGCUUGCAAUAAAAGAGGCUGAAAUUCAAAAGCUUCAUGCAAAUCUGACUGUGAACCAGUUGUCUCAUAGCAUUGUUGCUUAUGACAGUCGAGAAUGUAGCAGAGUAAACACUUUAGAAACAGAACCUGUAAAACUAGCUGAAAGCAUAAAGGAUCAAGGUCAGCAGACAGUGAACAAACAGUAUGAAAGAGAGAAGCAACGACUUGCCACUGGAAUAGAAGAACUGCGUGCUAAGCUGGUACAGAUAGAAGCUGAGAACUCUGACUUGAAGGUUAACAUGGCACACAGAACUAGUCAGUUUCAGCUAAUUCAAGAGGAGCUGCUAGAGAAAGCUUCAAAUGCUAGCAAACUAGAAAAUGAAAUGACGAAGAAAUGUUCUCAACUUUUAAUUCUAGAGAAACAGCUGGAAGAAAAAAUUAAUGAAUAUUCUUCUAUUGCUGCAAAAAAUGCAGAACUUGAACAGGAGCUCAUGGAGAAAAAUGAAAAAAUUAGAAGCCUAGAAUCCAAUAUCAACACAGAACAUGAGAAAAUUUGUUUUGCUUUUGAAAAAGCAAAGAAAAUUCAUCUUGAACAGCAUAAAGAAAUGGAAAAACAGAUUGAACAACUUGAAACUCAGCUAGAGAAAAGAGAUCAACAAUUUAAAGAACAGGAAAAGACUAUGUCCAUUUUGCAGCAAGAUAUACUGUGUAAACAACAUCACCUUGAAUCACUAGACAGACUCUUAACAGAAAGUAAAAUGGAAAUGGAAAAAGAAAAUAUGAAGAAAGAUGAAGCUUUGAAAGCAUUGCAGAUUCAUGUGUCUGAAGAAACAAUCAAGGUCAGACAACUGGAUUCAGCAUUAGAAAUCUGUAAGGAAGAACUUGCUUUGCAUUUGAAUCAAUUGGAAGGAAAUAAGGAAAAAUUUGAAAGACAGCUGAAGAAGAAAUCUGAAGAGGUAUAUUGUUUGCAGAAAGAGCUAAAGAUAAAGACUCAUAACCUUGAAGAGACGAGUGAACAAAAUGCUAUUCUGCAGCAUACGCUUCAGCAGCAGCAGCAGAUGUUACAGCAGGAGACCCUCAGAAGUGGAGAGCUAGAAGAUAUCCAGAGUAAACUGGAAAAACAGGUAUCAAAGCAAGAACAGGAGCUGCAGAAACAAAGGGAAAGUUCAACAGAAAAGUUGAGAAAAAUGGAAGAGAAAUAUGAAGCAGCCAUGCAUGAUGUAGAUUUGAAAAGGCAAAAAAUUGUCGAGCUAACUGGUACUGCCAGGCAAGCCAAACUUGAGAUUGAUCAGUACAAAGAGGAGCUGUCUAAACUGGAAAAAGAAAUAACUCAUUUGAAACGAGAUGGGGAAAAUAAAUCCAUACAUCUUUCUCAGUUAGAUAUGAUUUUAGAUCAGACAAAAACAGAACUAGAAAAGAAAACAAAUUCAGUGAAGGAGUUAGAAAGGUUACAACACCACACAGAAACUGAACUAACAGAAACCACGCAGAAACGGGAAGCUCUUGAAAAUGAACUACAGAAUGCUCAUGGAGAAUUGAAAAGUACCUUAAGACAACUACAGGAAUUGAGAGAUGUACUACAAAAGGCUCAGUUAUCACUAGAAGAAAAAUACACUACAAUAAAGGAUCUUACUGCUGAACUGAGAGAAUGUAAGAUGGAGAUUGAAGACAAAAAGCAAGAACUUCUUGAAAUGAAUCAGGCACUAAAAGAGAGAAAUUGGGAGUUAAAGCAAAGAGCAGCUCAGGUUACACAUUUGGAUAUGACCAUUCGUGAACAUAGAGGAGAAAUGGAGCAAAAAAUAAUCAAAUUAGAGGGUACCCUGGAAAAAUCAGAAUUAGAACUUAAAGAAUGCAACAAACAGGCAGAAAGUUUAAAUGAAAAGUUGCAAAAUGCCAAAGAACAGCUUCGAGAAAAGGAGUUUAUAAUGCUCCAGAAUGAACAGGAGAUAUCACAACUGAAGAAGGAAAUAGAAAGAACCCAGCAGAGGAUGAAAGAAAUGGAAAGUGUUAUGAAAGAACAGGAAGAGUACAUUGCCACCCAGUACAAGGAGGUCAUUGAUUUGGGGCAAGAAUUGAGGCUAACCCAGGAGCAGAUGCAGAGCACUCAUUCAGAACUGGUGGAGACCCGUCGCCAAGAAGUCCAAGCACAGAGAGAAAUAGAAAGGCUCACUGGUGAACUGGAGGAUGUAAAGCAACUCUCUAGAGAGAAGGAAGCUCAUGGAAAUCGUUUGGCUGAAGAACUAGGGGCUUCUCAAGUACGUGAAGCUCAUUUAGAAGCAAGAAUGCAAGCAGAAAUAAAGAAAUUAUCUUCAGAAGUAGAAUCUCUGAAAGAAGCUUAUCAUAUGGAGAUGAUUUCACAUCAAGAGAACCAUACAAAGUGGAAGAUUUCUGCCGACUCUCAAAAGACUUCUGUUCAACAACUAAAUGAACAGCUAGAAAAAGCAAAACAAGAAUUAGAAGAAGCUCAGGAUACUGUGAGCAAUUUGCAUCAACAAGUCCAAGACAGGAAUGAAGUCAUUGAAGCUGCAAAUGAAGCAUUACUUAUUAAAGAAGUUGUCUCCUGUACCUAUGAGUUCAAGACUUCCCCCACUUUCUCUUCUAUGAGGUUCAGUGUAUCCUGCUUUAUGCUGAGAUCUUUGAUCCACUUAUGCAGGGUGGAAUCAGAAUUAACCAGAUUGCAAGCCAAAAUUUCUGGACAUGAAAAGACAGGAGAAGCCAAGUUUCUAACAGCUCCAUUUACAGCUCUAACAGAAAUUGUACCUCAUGUUCAAGAUCCGAAGUCUGCCAAACACCCUCAGAUUUCACUUCUCAAAUGCAGAAAACUACGCCGCUCUAUUAGUGCCAGUGAUCUUAGUUUCAAAAGUCAUGAUAAUGACGAUCUCUCUGAAGAACUGCUGCAGGACUUAAAGAAAAUGCAAUUAGAGCAUCCUUCAGCACUAGAAAGUGAUCAUAAAGACCUACCUGUAACCCAUUCGGAAUCAUAUAAACCUCUCCCGUAUAGCCUAGAAGAUGAUGGUUCUGAAAGCAAUGACUUCAGUACUCUUAGUGGAAUGCUGAGAUACAUCAACAGAGAAGUGAGACUGCUGAAAAAGCCUCCUCUGCAGGCAGCCACUGGUUUAAGUCAGGGAGGAAAAUUAUAAUUAAAAGAAGAUGUCUAUGUCAUGAAAAAUGGAAUUGUUGGUACUGUGCUGUUUAUUAUAUGUAUGUAGUGAAUAUUUCAUAGAAGCUGUUACUUUAUUAUUUUUGAAUAAAUUUUUAUAUUUUAAUAUUUUAAAGAAAGCCUUCUAAAAUAUAAUUGUAUUUGUGCUAAAAA
Messenger RNA from Rattus norvegicus (Norway rat), 5065 nucleotides. NCBI's taxonomy places the organism in Eukaryota, Metazoa, Chordata, Mammalia, Rodentia, Muridae. The record is from RefSeq and is a predicted model, not a curated record.